CUCUUUAAUACUUCACCCUCUCUCUCACCCUCUCUCUCUCUCUCUCUUUGCAUCAACAUUUUUCAAUUUUCUCUCUCUAUAUAUUUUCUUGAUUUUAUGGACAGAGGAUGGGGGAUAUCAGUUGAGUCCGAUCCAGCGAAGUUUUUUGCGAACAGGUCCUCCAGCUUGAGUUUGACACCCAGAUUGAACCGUAUCCGAACGGGUAAUAUGUUCCCGGUGAAUCUUAACCGAAGAGAAGAACAAGCUGCUCCUCAUCCGUCUGAUGCUGAGAACCAUCGGACGGUUGUCGGUGAGGUCGACUUCUUCUCUGAUCACAAGAAAAGGUCGGAUGAUCGUAUGGAUAAUUCCAAGACUAGUAUUACCGUGAAAAAGGAAAUCUCACACGAAACCGCUCCCAGAAAUGAUUUGGAUGCAAUUAAUACUGGCUUGCACCUUCGUACAACUAACACGGGGAGUGAUCAGUCGAUGGUGGACGACGGGAUCUCAUCGGAUGGUGCUGAAGAUAAACGAGCUAAGAGUGAGCUGGGUGUGUUGCAAACUGAGCUUGAAAGAAUGAAUGCGGAAAACCAAAGGUUAAGAGGGAUGUUGUCUCAAGUUAGCAACAAUUACAGUGCACUACAGAUACACUUAAUGACAUUAAUGCAACAACAGCAGCAGCAGAGUUCAAGGGCCGAAACCACUCACCAACAUGAGAUAGCAGAAGGGAGACCAGAAGAGAAGCUACAAGUGGCUGUGGGAUCAGUUGUGCCGAGGCAAUUCAUGGAGUUAGGCCCAAGUGCAACGACUGAGACAGAUGAUCAGCCUUCCAAUACUACUUCUUCAGAAGAAAGAACCCACUCUGGUUCACUUCACAACCAUAAGAAUGAGAUGGUUCCAUUUGGUCAUCAUCAAGACAACAAGGCCAAAGGGAUUGGUAGGGAAGAGAGUCCGGAAUCGGAGGGUUGGGUGCCGAAUAAGGCGCCCAAACUGAGUAAUGGCUCUAGUAAGACUAGUAUCGAUCAGGCCGCCACGGAAGCUACCAUGAGAAAGGCUCGUGUUUCGGUCCGCGCUCGAUCGGAAGCUCCCAUGAUCACCGACGGAUGCCAAUGGAGGAAAUAUGGACAGAAGAUGGCAAAAGGAAAUCCAUGUCCUCGAGCUUACUAUAGGUGCACCAUGGCAGUCGGUUGUCCAGUCCGCAAACAAGUUCAAAGGUGUGCUGAGGACAGAGCAAUCCUAAUAACCACCUACGAGGGAACCCACAACCACCCACUCCCUCCGGCCGCCAUGGCGAUGGCAUCAACCACAUCGGCAGCAGCAAGCAUGCUUCUCUCAGGGUCGAUGUCGAGCUCCGACGGGCUCAUGAACCCUAAUUUCCUGGCAAGAACAAUCCUCCCAUGUUCCUCUAGCAUGGCUACCAUUUCAGCCUCAGCUCCAUUCCCAACAGUCACAUUAGACCUCACCCAAAACCCUAACCCAUUACAGUUCCAAAGAUCAGUAGCCCCAAGCCAAUUCCAAAACCCAUUCCAAACACCCCCACAAGUGCCUCAUGCGUUUGCUCAAGCAUUGUAUAAUCAGUCAAAAUUCUCUGGCCUCCAUGUUUCCCAGCAACACUUGGAGGCCCACCAAGGUCCUCCUCCACAAUUGCACCACCAACAACCACAGUCCUCGUUUGCCGACACACUCAGUGCUGCCACAGCCGCCAUCACGGCUGAUCCCAGCUUCACGGCGGCUCUUGCCGCCGCCAUUUCGUCCAUUAUGGGUGGCAAUGCUCAACCGAACAGCAAUAAUGCCACAAACAAUACCACCUCCACCACAGCCACCAACACUACUACGAGCAACGGCAACAAAAUCGGCGGUUUCCCGGGGAACUAAACGUGAUCACACCUUUACUACUUCUUCUUCUUCUUCUUUUUGAAUUUUUGUUCAUGUCAAUUUCUUACUUUUUCUCCCUUCUUUGUUUUUUUUUUUUUUUUGUAGAACAGGAAUUUCAUUCUUUCUUUUGUUCUGGUUAAAAUAAUGUUAUUUGUAUGUUGAGUAAAUACGUGCACAAAAGAAGAAAUAUUUAGAUGUUUUUGUUCA
This is a messenger RNA of Rhododendron vialii, 2058 nucleotides long. Its product is annotated as probable WRKY transcription factor 31. The transcript has 6 exons. Gene Ontology annotation, molecular function: DNA-binding transcription factor activity; sequence-specific DNA binding. The record is from RefSeq and is a predicted model, not a curated record. NCBI's taxonomy places the organism in Eukaryota, Viridiplantae, Streptophyta, Magnoliopsida, Ericales, Ericaceae. Bases 97 to 1851 code for a protein of 584 amino acids. Gene Ontology annotation, biological process: regulation of DNA-templated transcription.